GCCUCUUGGCGCGCGUCGCUGAGUCACCUUCCCGGAACGCGUUCGGGACGCUCAACACAGCCGGGGCGGCCCGGGGCCGCGCAGGGCGCAGGCGCGCUGCACCUCCACGCGGCCGAGCCGGCCCGCGGCCCCGCGCGUCCCUGCGGGCGCCUCCCCGGACCCGGGACCCUCUGGCACUGCCCCCCGCCCCCCCCAGGGUAUUGGGGAACGAGGUCGAGCCGCCUGGGUCCUCCGGAAGAGAAGAUACCGCGAAGGCGCGCCUGUGUUACGGGCGCCACCCGGACCUGCCUCUUCCUGACUUUUAAGGGGCGGCAAGAAGACAGGUGUGUGGGGUCGUACGGCUGCAGGUGGGGCGCCUGAGCACUCUGCGGCCUGGGCCUGGGCUUGGGCCAUCUCGGGGGUUUAGUUUCUUCCAACUUUGGCCCUACCUGGUCAGGUCAUCAGGUCAGCCUUGGCACCUUCCUCCUCUGGGUUUUCGGCAAACAACCCCCCAGGGACCUAACUCGAGUCGGUCGCGGACACGGUCAGGUCAGACACUUGCCCGUGACAUGUAUAUCACGCACACGUUGACACACGCGUCCCUGUUGGCCUCCGUUGAAGUGAAAACUCCGGGACGCGUUUGCAUCUUCCCGCCGAGCCCGGGAGAAGGGGCGCGAGGGACACGUCCCGAUGCUACAGCCGCGAUGGGGACCCCUAGUCCGGUUUUUCUCUCUCGGCUUCUCUCCGGUGAAUGAGGGGCGUCGGCCUGGAUCGCCGGCUGCGGGACAGCUUCUCUUGCCCAGGCGAUGCCCAAGCGCGCGGCUUCCCGCGCGUGGCCCAAGGAUCUAGCUGGGUGCCCCCCGCCUCAGGGAGCUUCGUCGGACUCCGCCAGCGCUGUCUCCUUUCCCCAAGAUGGGGCAGCCGCAGGGAAUGACGCUGCUGCCUCGACAGCCCCGGCUCCGGGCGGGGAGGCCGAGCCCCACAGCCGGCACCGCGACGCCCGCCUGCGCAGCACAGAUAAGGAGCUAAAGGCAGGAGCCGCCGCAGCGGGCAGCGCCCCGACAUCGCUGGGGACCCCCGGGCAGCGGGUGCCUCAGGUCGAGGUUAUGGAUCCAGCGGGCGGCCCCCCGAACAGGCUCCCACGGCCCUGCCGCGUGCUGGUGCUGUUGAACCCGCGCGGGGGCAAGGGCAAAGCCCUGCAGCUCUUCUGGAGCCACGUGCAGCCCCUGCUGGCCCAGGCCGAUGUCUCCUUCAAACUGACGCUCACUGAGCGGCAAAACCAUGCCCGGGAGCUGGUUCGGGCGGAGGAACUGAGUCGCUGGGACGCACUGGUGGUCAUGUCCGGAGACGGGCUGAUGUACGAGGUGGUGAACGGGUUAAUGGAGCGGCCUGACUGGGAGACUGCCAUCAGGAAGCCCCUGUGUAGCCUCCCAGCUGGCUCUGGCAAUGCGUUGGCAGCUUCUCUGAACCAUUAUGCCGGCUACGAGCAGGUGACUGAUAAAGACCUCUUGACCAACUGCACACUGCUCUUGUGCCGCCGGUCGCUGGCGCCUGUGAACUUGCUGUCAUUGCAGAUGGCCUCGGGGCAGCGCCUCUUCUCCAUGCUCAGCCUGGCAUGGGGCUUCAUUGCUGAUGUAGAUCUGGACAGUGAGAAGUUUCGGCGCCUGGGGGAGAUGCGCUUUACUGUGGGCACCCUCCUACGCCUGGCAGCCCUGCGCGUCUAUCAGGGCCAACUAGCCUACCUCCCCAUAGAAAGGGUGGUCUCCAAGAUGCCCACCUCACCUGCUCUGGACCGGCAGGGCCCUGUGGACACCUACCUCGUGCCCCUGGAGGAGCCAGUGCCCUCUCACUGGACCAUGGUGUCUGAGCAGAACUUUGUGCUGGUGCUGGCUCUGCUGCACUCACACCUGGCUAGUGAGAUGUUUGCUGCGCCCAUGGGCCGCUGUGCUGCUGGCACGAUGCAUCUGUUCUACGUGCGGGCAGGUGUGUCCCGGGCCAUGCUGCUGCGCCUCUUCCUGGCCAUGGAGAAGGGGAGGCACAUGGAGUGCAACUGUCCCUACUUGGUGUAUGAGCCCGUGGCUGCCUUCCGCCUGCAGCCCAAGGAUGGGAAGGGCGUGUUUGCUGUGGACGGGGAGUUGAUGGUCAGCGAGGCUGUGCAGGGCCAGGUGCACCCAAACUACAUCUGGAUGGCCAGUGGCUGUGUGGAGUCCCCACCUUCUCAGGAGCAACAGACUCCACCUGACUGGAAGCCUCAGCAGACGCCACUUCCAGAAGAGCCCUUCUGACUUGUGUGGGCCUUGCUGUGCCUCAGUCUGUGUAUUUGGUCUACUCUGAGCUCAGGACCCUCCCUCUUUCCUCCAGGAUUGGAGGACCCUCCUCAGCCCGCACUGGGGGGCUGGAGGAGGACUCCAGCAGGAAGGUGGAGGGUGUGUUUUGGAAGGACAAGCUCUCUCCACCAAAGGCCAGGACAAAGCCCUGGGCCAGGGGCCCAGCUGGUUAGGCCCUGCUGCCUGCAGAAACUACCCUUUUGUUCUGGGAGCCCUACCCCAUGAAUUAAAUCCAAAUAAAGUGAUAUUCCCUGCC
Manis pentadactyla (Chinese pangolin) is the source of this 2562-nucleotide messenger RNA. RefSeq names its product sphingosine kinase 1 (gene SPHK1). The transcript is spliced from 6 exons. Gene Ontology annotation, cellular component: intracellular membrane-bounded organelle; cytoplasm; membrane. Gene Ontology annotation, biological process: cellular response to growth factor stimulus; negative regulation of apoptotic process; sphingosine biosynthetic process. The record is from RefSeq and is a predicted model, not a curated record. The coding region runs from base 786 to 2264 and encodes 492 amino acids. Lineage: Eukaryota; Metazoa; Chordata; Mammalia; Pholidota; Manidae.